Molecule: messenger RNA, 1576 nt
Organism: Hippoglossus stenolepis (Pacific halibut)
Lineage: Eukaryota; Metazoa; Chordata; Actinopteri; Pleuronectiformes; Pleuronectidae
Gene: fbxo16
Product: F-box protein 16
Exons: 9
Coding region: 177-1376 (399 amino acids)
Molecular function (GO): protein binding
Source: RefSeq, a predicted model, not a curated record
AACUGUGCACAGGGAAGAGGGAAGCCGAAGAGAAGAGGGGAGUUGGGUGCAGGGACACAAAGGAGGCCGUCCGGAGAGAAACAUGAACAGAAAGUAUGUUUAGGAGUUGGAUAUAUUUCUUUCAGUCGGCUGAGGAGAAGUGAUGCCCACCACUAAUCCCUGGCUACUACCCAGAGAUGCCACAUGCACCAAGGUCACCGACAAACUGUGCCGGGAUGCAGACAAAACUGAGCGCCUGGACUCCUCUGAACCACCCGCUGACCAACAGCAAGCUGUUUGAAGAGAGACGGACCCUGCUGAAAAAGUGGUUCGACAGAUGGUCUGACAGCCAGAGGAGAGCCGUGCUGCAGGACUUUGUGCUGAGCUGUUCUCAGGAGCAGCUGAAGUUCCUGAGUGUCAGUGUGAGCAGACAGCUCCCCCUGCAGGCCGCAGACUUCACCUGCCAGCUGCCCAGAGCCCUCUGCCUCUACAUCUUCUCCUUCCUGGACCCCCGCAGCCUCUGUCGAUGUGCACAGGUGAGCUGGCACUGGAAGAGCAUCGUGGAGCUGGACCAGCUGUGGAUGCCCAAGUGUCUGAGGCUCGGCUGGUGCAUCAGUUUCUCCCUCACGCCCUUCGAGCAAGGCGCCUGGAAGAGACACUACAUCCAGUCUGUGCAGGAGCUGCGACUCACCCGGCUGCAGACUGCUCCCUCCCCACAGCAGUUUGUGAUUCCAGAGGCAACAGCGAACAACAGCAGACAUGAAGAUCUGGCAGAGGUGGCCCUCGUCACAGAGGAGCGUCCAGUCUCCACUGUCCACCCAGCUGGAAGCAGCCUCAGGUUUGGGUUGAGUAAAGACAAGCAGCCGACUACACUUCCUCCAUGGAGAGAUUCUGACAGACGUCCCAAAGACACACUGCGCUUUAACUACCUGGACAACCUGGAGCCUGUCCAACAAGCCCUGAGAGGGCAAAUGAACAUCACAGCUACCACCUGCAGAGGUAACACAUCGGUGUCAGUCGACGGGAGAAGGAAAUCGCUGUCUGAGGCCACUUACAAGCUCCGCAAAGCCAAAUCUCUGAUGUUCCUCAGUUCUGGCUGCAGACCACAACAUCCUCCUCCUCCUCCUCCUUCUCCUCCUCCUCCUCCUCAUCAGGCCAAAACUCAACUUCGACAAGCAUCUUGCGGGGUCAACCACCCCAUCAUCAAGGAGACCACCAGGAGCCUGCUGAGCCUGGCCCAGUGGAAUGCUGGGGUCCGUCCGGGGCCGGUGAGGUCGGCGGUGCCCCGGCUGAGCGCGGCGGCUCUCAGGGCGUCCCAACGCUCACACCGGAGCUCUCCCAGUGCACCACUGUUUGAAGUUCCUUCGUGGAUUUGGCCUGCUUCACAAGCCAGAUGAUGAAGAGCAAAGCACACCGCCCCCAUGAGGAAGACAUCAGAACUACGUUUUUAGGACACAAUCCAAUGCACUUUGUGUUUCACAGGUGCCAUUUCUUUAGAUGGAUGGAGAGACAAACAAUUGUAAAGAACAUUUACAUUCACUUUUUUUAGACUGAUGACAAGGUUUCAAUCUAUUUCUAAUAAAAAUACACGAAUGAA